AUGAGCCCAAGAAGACCGAAACCGGUCAUGGGCUGUCGAAAAGUUAUUAGCAAACUUGUGAGUAGUUUCCUGUAUGAAAAUACUUACAAUGGUGUUUCUGACGGCUUCUACAACCAUGAGCCUUUUUGGUCUAACGAAGAGGCCCUUAUUCGCCGAGCUUACUACCAAAUAUCGAUCAAAUAUCACCCAGAUAAGAAUCCGGAUGGUCGAGAUAAAUUCCACGCAGCCGCUCUGGCCUACCAAUUCUUAUGCAAUCGAAAGAAGCUUGGCACAGGUCCAAAUCGUCUGCACAUUCAAUUAAUGCUUCGCGCCCAAAGCAUUGUCUACAGUCGGUACAGAAAAAUCCUUGCUGAACAAAAGUAUGCCGGUUAUCCAAUGCUUGUCAAGACCAUACGUACAGAAACGGAAGACGAGGAGCUGUUUGCUCGCGUUGCGGCCAGUGAGGACUUUUCGGUUCCUCAACCACAGCCCGAUUCAACCAAAGCGAAUGACACCAAGAAUGAUCAGCGCCAACGUGAGAGCGCUUCGAACGCAGUGCUCCUUGUGGCCGCUACGGAGCUUGCAUACGAGACAGUGGCAACCAGUGCUCUGAAUGCCGAAGAAUUACGCCGCGAAGGUGGAAUUCAAGCGUUACAGGAAGCGUUCACCCGAUGUUCCGUUCUCCUCUCGGCUACGAGCAGUCGACCAAAUGAUGCUUGUGUUCGUGUGUGUGGCCACAUUGUCUCGGUUCUUGCGGCCGCUUCCCAAUUCCCUUCGUGCCGUCAGAAUAUUCAAGAGUUGCCCCAACUAGCUCGUCAUGUUCUGCGGUUAUUGUACUAUCGGAAUCUACCUCAGUUAUGUUGCCUGUCAGCCUCGUGUUUGGCCGCAUUUUGUAUAGACUACUGGCUCUGUGUUACCUGUUAUGAGCACGGUGCUCUGUACUUGCUCCUACGUCACGUGUUCGCCUACGACUUUACUUUGGAAGAGGCCGGUGUGAAGACCACAGAGACCAGCAAUGACCAGGUGGUCACAAAUCGGCUCGCGCUGCUCAGUCUCUGGGCCAUCGGACGCCUGCUGAAUGGCUACCAGUCCAGUCACGAAGUUACCGAGGAGAGCUAUAUGCUACGUGAGGGCCCCCAAGUACACGAGGCGUUGUCUCGUCUUCUGACGCCCCAUUUCACUCGAAAAAUUGCUGAUCUAUCUACCUUUGACCCCGGUGUUGCCGGGCAUCAAAAGUCCGACGAAAAGUCGGUCCCCGACCCGCCAGUGCUAAACGAUUUUCCAUUGGACACAGCGCGGGGCAGGUAUAUUCGUUCGUUGGCCAAACUGCUGACCACCAAUUCCGUGACCCCUUAUUUGAUUUGGGACAAUCGCUGUCGUGCCGAGUUGGAGGUCAUGUUGGAUGCGCAUAUCCAGCAGUUGAUUCGAACGGGCGAGUGCGAUCUGGAUGCACCGACUCGUUUCAUUCACAGCACCUACGCUCACGAACUCCUUGUCGGUGAAGUGUUUGUCCGACUGUACAACAAACAACCCACUUACCAACUCGAAAAUCCUAAAGGCUUUGCCAUCGACCUGUUACGGUUCAUCGCUGAAGAAGUCCCUAACCUAACCCCGAAACGGGCGGUAAAAGCUGACUUCCCCACGGAGGAGACCACACAGGGAGCGCGUGAGACCAAAACAAAUUCUGAUUCCUCUGUUUCGCUGGUCGACUUGGAUGACAUUGACUGGGCCGCAGAAGAGACGAACAUGUCCGAUUUGUGUGUGGCGCGUCUGAGUGCAGCAUUGGAGGCGUUGAGUGUCGAAAUUCAGUGCAUUGGACAUUUCCCCCUGCUUUUCUCUGUGAUGGGUUUGCAUGGAUACCCGGAGUUGCAAACACGUUCCAUCGAGGUCAUUCAAGCUGUGUCAACCAACAACGAGUGCUUGAACGAUAUGGCCGCGUCCCACCUACUCGUCUCCAUGGUUAUGCUGUUUCCCAGUCUGCCUCAGUGUCACCACCUGCUUGUGGAAACAUUUGACCACUUGGUUAUGUGCACCGCUCUGCUCAAAGAGCUGGUCUACUGUGGUGGAUUGGUUUAUCUGCUGGAAAUUCUGGUCCGAUCUCCAAUACGUCGUGUACGCGAGGCUGUGGCGAAUCUACUCUCACGUUGUCUGGUCGACAAACAGGUGGGCAGACGAAUUCAAGCCCUACUCGGUCAAUACUUGCCGCCGAUUUUUCCCGAGACCCUGCGUGACUCCCCUGAUUCGUUCCUUCAUCUAUUUGACUCGGAUCACGAAAACCCCGAACUGAUCUGGAAUGUCGAUUUUCGUGACAAAUUGUCCGAGGAACUGAGCACCCAGGCGACUGAAUUCUAUUCGGCUCAGCUACAAAACCCGCAGAUUCGCUGGUCCAUACCAGACUCGUUCGCGGUCUCCUAUGCGGAUGUGUUUAUGAAAGCCGCGUCGGAACGUAGACGAAACAAUGUGCAAUCAAGCGAGGAGGAGGAAUUGAUGGCCUCUCUGGGUCCGGUGAUCAUCGCUGGGGUCUACGUACACUUGUAUGUGGCUAGCCCAGGUUGGGUAUUGCGACGACCCGAGCUAUUUUUGGACUCUGUCAUGGAUACUUGGAUAGAGAACAUCAGUAAGCUACCCGAUUCCGCCUUACUCUUGCGUCUACUUACCCGAGCUUGCUGUGCCGUUUUGGUUGACCGCCCGGGCUUGUUGGAUGCGCUUCCUCGAAAGGGCUAUCUACACCGAAUUAUUGAUCUACUCGCUCAAGUCAAUGACCCGGAAGGAGCUAAGGCAGCUGUACUUUUGUUGCAUCACAUGUCGAGGAGUAAGCUCUGUAUCCAAGCAAUGGCUGAUCGCGAUACUAUUGGUGGGAUUAUGCGUGUGAUAAACUGUUGCAUCGGUGAAGAGUUGGGACUUGUGGGUGAAACUCUGUUCGGGAUUUUCGACAGUCCGGACUGUGAUCCACUGAUUGCUCAGGCCUUGAAGCAUGACCUCAUUGGUUAUGUGCUACAACUGCUGCGGAACGGUCUUCCACGUUCCGUUAGGGAUCCGGGCCAGACGCGGGCCUAUUUGGUCAGGGCACUGAAGGCAAUGCAGCGCAGUCCGACCUACGGGAACAAAGUAACUCAGUGUCUCGAAGCGCAUCCUAACUGGGCAGACUACAGGGACCAAGGCCACGCACUGUUCUUGUCCAACGUGCCACAAGCAACCACAGCCUAUUUGACUGCCGGCCCGUCUGCUGGCAGCCUACAUUCCGGUUACCUGACCGCCGCUUCAGUCAUAAAUCACGAGCAUAGCUUCACUGGUCCUCCCCCACUCCCCAUUCCGCCACCGCCGCCACCUCCUCCAUCCUGAUGCGUCGUUCCCGCUCUCCGUCGCUCGCAGUGACCGUUCGCGUUCGUCGUCCGGCCUAUUCUCUCCCUUUGAUCUAUACCGAAAACUAAUCGUAUUUUACAAGUCUUUUUCUAAUCAACUUGUAUUUUUACCAGAGUGAUAACUUACCCCUUUGAGGACCCACCCACCCUGUGAUCAUCAUCAUCAUCACCAUCAUCAUCAUAUUCUCCACCUACGUCCACCCUCCGCAACUCAAUCCCCUUUUACUCCUCUUUCAUUGUCUGAUUUGGUCCACCACUCUCUGAGGACUUUAUUGUCUUUCAUUUUGUUGAUAUUCUCUCCCUCGCCGUCGUUGUGGUGGUCCAACACCAUUUUGCCGGUCCCACCUCAAAUCUGAUUUCGUCUGUUUAUUGUUUUCUUUCCGAUAUCCCGCUCUCCUGCUGCUCAACAGGAACCAACCCCCCCUCCAACGGUAAGUUGGUAACACACUUCCGUGGUGUGUGCCUCCGUGCCUUUUGCCGUAAUUUGAUUAUUAUUUGUACACAGACAUACAAACAUUAUUGCAGUGAAUCCAGUUGGCCUUUGUGGAUGCGUGUUUCGUUCUGACCUCCAUUCUCAACCCCCCCCGUGUAUCUUUGUGACUCGUAUGCCACCCAUCACACCCGCUGAAAUGCAGCAUCCAUUUUUCUGA
Molecule: messenger RNA, 3991 nt
Organism: Opisthorchis viverrini
Lineage: Eukaryota; Metazoa; Platyhelminthes; Trematoda; Opisthorchiida; Opisthorchiidae
Exons: 18
Coding region: 1-3321 (1106 amino acids)
Biological process (GO): endosome organization; receptor-mediated endocytosis; regulation of early endosome to late endosome transport
Cellular component (GO): endosome membrane
Source: RefSeq, a predicted model, not a curated record